GUAGAAAUGAUUGGGAAUUUUGUUUACUUUUAGGAUGAACAUUUUGUUUGAUCUUAAAUUUUGCAUGGUGAAUUUUGUUGGAUGGUGAAUGUGAAUUAGUGAAUGUUGUUGUUUAAAUGUUUAUUUUUGUUUGUUGCUUGAAUUUUUGUUUAUUGAAUGAUAAUUUGUAAGAAGUAGAUUUUGCUGAUUUGAUUGUAAAUUUUUUGUGUAGGAGAAGAUUUUCUGAAAGUUUUAGCUGUCAUUUGGUUGAAAGUUUUGAUUUUCUUUCAUCAAAUUGGCAGCUGUUUUCUCAAUUUUUAAGUGGAAAAUAAUUUUGAUUUAGAAGUUUUAUUAUUUUUGAAAUUUGAUUCUGGGUUAUGUUGGAAAUUUGAAGCUGAUUAUUAGUCAUUCAGAUUGCAAUAUCUUUUGCUCAUUUCUUCUGCUGAAUGUGAUUUUUUUGUGUCAAGUUGAAGCAGAAAUAUUGUUAUCUUUCUUUAUUCUUCUGUCUUAUUUGUGGGUUUUAUUUACUUACUGAAUCACUUCUAACUCACCUUGCACAAUUUUCAUCUAUGGAGCAUGAGUCUAGGCAUAUGGUUUUUGAGUUCUUCAACUAUAUGAAAUUCAGAGAUUAUAGUGACACUUCAUUUGUAUAAAUUGCUUGAAAAAUCUUAUAGGAAUUUGUAAUAGCUUUUGCUUUUCUAAUUUAACAUUUUUCGAGUAUCGAUUGUCCUCGUAGUCGUAUUAGUUGAUUAUGUGAUGUUCCCCUUUGUGGCAGAAUAUUGCAUGGAGAGCAAACAUGCAAAUGCCACUAGAUUAUAUCUUAUUAUAACAGUUCAUGAUACUAUCUUAUUAGUUUUUUUCGAGUUCUUGUAUCCUGAUUUAAACGAUAUAUUGGUGUUGCAGUUUUGUUCCUUAUUAUCCAGUACACCCAGGGGUCCCGGGGGCAUCUGGGUUUUGUUGCAAUGGAAUAUGAAAGUCAUAGUUGGAUAUGGGAUGGAGUUUGCUACUAUCCACAUGUAUUUGGUGGAAUAAUGAUCACAGCAGCUCUACUCGGUCUGUCGACUAGCUACUUCGGUGGAAUUGGAGUUCACUAUUUGCCUUAUUUGGGCCCUGGUUUUGGUAUUUUGAAAAAGCAAGCACAUGAAAAGAAGCGUGUCAGGGUAUACAUGGAUGGAUGUUUUGAUUUGAUGCAUUACGGCCAUGCUAAUGCACUGAGGCAGGCUAAGGCCCUGGGAGAUGAAUUAGUAGUUGGAGUUGUUAGCGAUGAAGAAAUUUUGGCUAACAAAGGUCCUCCUGUGUUGUCAAUGGAAGAGAGGCUAGCACUGGUUGGUGGUUUAAAGUGGGUCGAUGAAGUCAUUCCUAAUGCCCCCUAUGCAAUCACAGAGCAGUUCAUGAAAACUCUGUUUAAAGAAUACAAAAUUGACUACAUCAUACAUGGUGAUGAUCCUUGCUUACUUCCAGAUGGCUCCGACGCUUAUGCACUGGCAAAGAAAGCAGGCCGCUACAAGCAGAUCAAACGCACAGAAGGAGUUUCAAGCACAGACAUUGUAGGAAGGAUACUUCUGACUGGUGGUGAUAAAAGCAAACACAAAGAUUAUGAUGAUCCAACUUCGCAGGAGGAUUCUUGCGGCGGAGAGCAAGUCACUAAGAAUAAGCAGCCUAGAGCUGGUCAUUUAUCUCAUUUUCUGCCCACCUCCAGGCGCAUCGUACAGUUUUCAAAUGGCAAGGGGCCUGGACCUAAUGCUCGUGUUGUGUAUAUUGAUGGAGCAUUUGAUCUCUUCCAUGCUGGACAUGUUGAGAUACUUAGAGCUGCUCGACAGCUUGGAGAUUUCCUACUUGUUGGCAUUUACACAGACCAAGCUGUCAGUGAUAUUCGAGGUUUAGGGUAUCCCUUGAUGAAUUUACAUGAACGCAGUCUCAGUGUAUUGGGUUGUCGUUAUGUCGAUGAAAUCAUUAUGGGUGCACCAUGGGAGGUCACAAAGGACAUGAUAAAGACCUUCAACAUUUGUUUAGUCGUGCAUGGAACGGUAUCGGAGGCUAAUCCUCUAGUCAAUGGAGACACUGAUCCCUAUAGAGUACCCAAGAGUAUGGGGAUCUUCAGAAUGAUCGAAAGCCCCAAAAACAUAACCACAUCCUCAGUGGCUCAUAGAAUUAUCACCAAUCAUGAAGUGUACAAGAAACGAAACGCUAAAAAGGUGGAAAGUGAGAAGAAAUAUUAUGACCAGAAGACGUAUGUAUCAGGAGACUGAUAAUCCAUAGAGUUCAUUAGGCAGACCCGAAUUGAUGUGAGCCUCCAUAGAACAGGCUUAGAGUUGCAUAUAGAUUUUUGAAGAUAGAUACUCGUGGAUAGUCAGCAACGCUUACAUACAGCAAGGGAAAGAAAGCAAGCCCAGACAUUGAUCGACUCUGAGUCGCCUUGAGUUGUGCAACUUCCUCUUCCUGCCUCUUUUGUGUUGCCCUGGUCGUCAUCUCAUCAACAGUAAUGCAGUACUUCCUCAAUUAUCAAUUAGCAGAAACUGCAGCUCGUAUUUUAUAUCAGAAUUGUGAAAUCCGCUCUGCAAGCGGGAUUUUCGUCGUGGUUGUAUCUCUAUCCAUUUUUUGUUAUUAUUUUUAGUCUUAUUCACAUAUCUUUGGAUUUAGGGAGAUCAUUUCUCAUACUCGGUUUUUUUUUUUUUGUUUUUUUUUUUUGGUGGUGGUGGAGGGAGAGGGGGGAGGAGGAGGGAUUUGUGUGGUCUUACACAUCCUUUCAAGCCUUUAUUUAGUUGUGUAUUUGUAUUAACUGUACUGUGAAAUUCAUUCUUUAAUUUUCGUAAAUUCAAUUGAAUAGAACACCUGAGUCACACCCAUUUCAUUGUACAUCAUACCUUAUAAUUUCUGAGUUGCUGUUAGUUGAUAGUGGUUGAGUACAUCGUACCGUUUGAAGAAA
Beta vulgaris subsp. vulgaris (sugar beet) is the source of this 2905-nucleotide messenger RNA. Its product is annotated as ethanolamine-phosphate cytidylyltransferase. The coding region runs from base 942 to 2228 and encodes 428 amino acids. The record is from RefSeq and is a predicted model, not a curated record. Gene Ontology annotation, cellular component: cytoplasm. Gene Ontology annotation, biological process: phosphatidylethanolamine biosynthetic process. Lineage: Eukaryota; Viridiplantae; Streptophyta; Magnoliopsida; Caryophyllales; Amaranthaceae. Gene Ontology annotation, molecular function: ethanolamine-phosphate cytidylyltransferase activity. The transcript is spliced from 9 exons.